GCAUCUAUAUCUGUGUUUAAGCUAAAAGUAAACCUCAUUGAAGAAGUAACAUAGGAAAGCUUUCAUAGCCGUUGGAUCAACCAGACAAAACUUCAUCUAGAGACUAUAACUUUCAACGGAUCAGAUUCUAGAUAUACGAUACACACGGUUGCACUAGAUCAGCACCUUUCUUUAAAUAAAAUUAAAUAAUAUCAGAAGACACGUUCUUCUUCUUACGAAACCGACUUUGUAGUUUCUCUCUUUUUUCCAUUACACAAAAACGAAAAAACGACAAGACAAAAACAAAUAACAAAAUCUUUUAAAUAAAUAUAAAUCGACUCUCGCGUUUGUUUAACUUCUUGUUUAUUUUUCUUACAGAUUAAUUAAUUUCUCUACAUGAACGAUCCAAUGGGAGAAACAGGAUUUUCUAGAGAAUCGGCGCCGGAGAUGGUGUUCUCGGAGACGGAUAUGGCCGCGGCUGAGCAGCUUAUGCAGCUAAGCGAAGAAGAGACGGUGAGCUGUAGCAGCAGCACCGGCGGAGAUUGUGGCGGCGGAGGCGGAGACAAGACAAAGCAUGAAUAUGUUAGCUCGAGAAUCGGACACGAGCAAAACGACGGCGUACGAGGAAACUCUAUUCUUGGUGUGGAGAGGAAGAGGAAGAGGGCGGUGAUGAAGGAAAAGAAGUUUCGAUCCCUCGAGAGUAUUUACAAAGCAACGAAGGAGAUUAGGGAUUAAUGGAGGAAAGGGAUCGGAGAUGGUUAAUUAUCGCUUCUUAAUUACUUUUGUUAAUCGUUGUUAGUAACCUGUUCAAUGGGCUUCUUUGUGUGUAUAUGUUUAGUCCUUAAUCUAACGUUGGAGCUGGAGAAUUUGUGAUAAUAGUUUUUGGAGAUUUUCAGAUUACAAUUGUAAAUAUUUUGGUUCACAUAUGAGACGUGGUACUGUUUUUUGUCCUUCAUUAGGCAUUUCGUUGCAAAAAUUAAACAAUUUUACUUUGGUUUUGAUGAAAA
This is a messenger RNA of Arabidopsis lyrata subsp. lyrata, 986 nucleotides long. RefSeq lists its product as uncharacterized. The transcript has a single exon. Bases 376 to 714 code for a protein of 112 amino acids. The record is from RefSeq and is a predicted model, not a curated record. NCBI's taxonomy places the organism in Eukaryota, Viridiplantae, Streptophyta, Magnoliopsida, Brassicales, Brassicaceae.